AUGUCGUCGUCAACCACAUCACCCUCAUCCGCAACGCCGGUGAAAAAGGAAAAGGACAACGCUGUCUCGCCCGCACCACCCUCGCUCGUCACUUCGUCGUCACGCAUCCCAUCCACAUCCUUCAACACCACGGCAACCACCUCGCUCUCCGCCAGCUUUGAACCGCUCUCCUCAUCCGAGAUCCUCGAACGCAUCCCCAGCCCCGUCGUGCGUCUCGUUGCCGCGCUCGGCCCGGCCAUCCAUGCUUUCCACCGCUUCAUCCGUCUCGCUACCUGGACUGGCGGCAAGAAUUCGACGUCUUCAUCCAUGCUGCUGCUCGUCUCGUUCUGGCUGGUGUGUGCCUUCGGAUACGAGUUCGUGCGCUACGCUCCUCAACUCGUCAUCCUCAGCUGGAUCGGCUACGCCGGCCUUCGAAGGCAGCUGGCAUUUGCUCGACCUCGUACGCACUCCCCAGCCAAACUCCUCGAAAAGCACGACGUCGUCUCCGCAGCUUCGCUCAACGCAACGUUGCACGAGCUAUCUGAGCUGGCCGACUUUUUCUCGUCGCUGCGUAGGAACGUGCUCGUGCCCGCUGUGCAGCUCGUCUCGUGGGAUCCGAGUCCGAUGAACACCAAGGCAGUGGCUACUUUCCUCAUCCUCACCUGGCCAAUCUGGCUUCUCGCCUUUCUGCCGCUGAGGGAGACGGGUUUCCCCAGUCUCGUACUACCCGUCUCGGGUGCAGGUAUUCUCGCGGCCAUCACUAAGUGGAACCUGUUCGUUUACCAUCAGAUCCUCAAAGUCAUCGGUCCCGACCACGUUGCUACGGCUCAUGCCAAAGCAGCGCCGCUCUACGCCCACUACGACCGCCUCUCUUUGCUCCUUUCCAAGACUCCUCUCCCUAUCGUCUACGCUAACCUUGCGAACAUAGCCUCGCGUGUUCGAUGGGAGCAGUGGACCGACUUCAACCUCACGCUGCUCCCACCUUACCCGAUUGGCGCACUGACUGUACGCAGUCUGGUGUGCUUUGUCGGUACGCUCGCACUUACGUGGUGCUCGCCGUGGUGCAGCUUGUUUCGCCAGGCUGUGUGGAAGAGCGCCACAAUCCGGCGGGUCGUUCGUGGCACAGGUCGGCUGCUCAGUGGGCAGACUUCGGCACGCGACGCAUACGGAAAAGGGAAUCUCGACGACGAAUGGGCGCACGGUCUGUAUCACGAGGAUGGCUCCGAGCUGCUUUCUGCCAGCAGAGCGAGGAAGGACGUUUCUGCUGGCACCACUGCUUCUUUGAGUGGAGCUAAAGCCAAGAAUGGUAAAACGGAAGAGGACAAAGUGGUGCGACACGAAGACGUCGUCUACCAGUUUUCGAUUUUCGAGAACCAGCGUUGGUGGGUCGGCCUCGACUGGACAGCCGCUCUGCUGCCCCAGGAACGUCCCUCCUGGUCGGACGAAGCCAACCACCCAGUCUCACCGCCUUCUUCCUUCAGCUUGCCUGCGACGAAGAUCAUGCUCACCCCGUCGCCCACCGCAUCCGACCCGAAGGCCUUCACACGCCGCACGAUCAAGUGGCAGUGGGUGGAUCCGGAGUGGUCGAUUGCCGGCGUCUCCUCGCGUGGGUACUACCCGUCAAGCACCGUGUACAAGGGCAGUGCCAAGGACGCCGCUAUCAAGUCGGCCAGUGCAGUGGGCGAUAGGGACGCCCUGGCCGCGGCUAAACAGGGCUAUCUGGGCGAUGCAUUGAAUCGGAUUCGGGCCAAGACGAGCGGUGGUGAGAAGGGCGAUGUCGAGGAUGUCGGGGAUGUGGGCACGACGGCGCACCGUGUCGGGGCGGGCGGAGAGGAGAGGGGGGAACAGGAGUGGGAUGUGGAUGCGGACGGUUGGCAGUACGGCGACAAUGCGUGGGAGAAGAUGUCGAAGAAGAGCGGGAUGGGCAGGUAUACGCGAAGGCGUAAGUGGGUGCGUCGCGCUGUGUUGCUCGAGGUGGUCGAGUAUGGCAUACAUGGGCCGAGCCCUGCUUCCCCUUCCUCGCCUCUUCCUUCGCCGUCAGUGAAUGUUACGACGGAGAAGAAGGAAGGGAAGCUGGCGGACGAGGACAAGGUCGAUGGCGUGGACUCGGCAAUUGAGCCCAAAGUCGAUACGGAUGUCGUGGCUGCCAGUACAACCGCGCUGGGGGAGGUAGAGGGAGAGGCGGCGGGGACGGAGCAGCUAGGUUUGGCACAGAAGAGACCUAGUAUAUCGGACCGGUUGACUAAGGCUGCUCAGUGA
Sporisorium graminicola is the source of this 2238-nucleotide messenger RNA. RefSeq lists its product as uncharacterized. The record is from RefSeq and is a predicted model, not a curated record. NCBI's taxonomy places the organism in Eukaryota, Fungi, Basidiomycota, Ustilaginomycetes, Ustilaginales, Ustilaginaceae. Gene Ontology annotation, biological process: peroxisome organization. The transcript has a single exon. Gene Ontology annotation, cellular component: peroxisomal membrane. Bases 1 to 2238 code for a protein of 745 amino acids.